Messenger RNA from Tribolium madens (black flour beetle), 3301 nucleotides. RefSeq lists its product as uncharacterized. NCBI's taxonomy places the organism in Eukaryota, Metazoa, Arthropoda, Insecta, Coleoptera, Tenebrionidae. The coding region runs from base 100 to 3261 and encodes 1053 amino acids. The record is from RefSeq and is a predicted model, not a curated record. Gene Ontology annotation, molecular function: oxidoreductase activity, acting on paired donors, with incorporation or reduction of molecular oxygen; monooxygenase activity; iron ion binding. The transcript is spliced from 6 exons.
UUAUCACUGCAAUUGCCUUAUCAAAGGUCUCCAAUUUUUCAAAAUUUAUCGUUUUACGACGGCUUUAUUUGCGUCGUAUUGCAGUUUAGUUUAGUCGCUAUGGGUUUUCUCCUGGAAGAUUCCUGGACGGAGGUCCUCCUCCUGUCGGCCAUUUUAACCCUCCUCGUGCUCCACUACUUCCACAACGCUUACAAAUACUGGGAACAGAGAGGAGUCCCAACCAUCAAACCGACUUUUCCUUUAGGAAACGGCGACACUCUCCUCCCGGAAGGCUUCUCAGUCGGGAUGCUGAGUCGCAAGUUUUACGAAGAGUUGAAAAAAAGAGGGGAAAAAUUCGGGGGUGUUUAUCUAGUGACUCAGCCGAAUUUGGUACUAGUAGAUCCUGAGUACGUCAAGGAUAUCCUAGCCACAGAUUUCCAGUAUUUCGUCGAUCGAGGGUUCUAUUACAAUGAGAAGACUGAUCCUCUCAGUGCACAUUUGUUUGCCUUGGAUGGUACCUCCUGGAGGAACCUUCGAAUUAAGUUAACUCCAACUUUCACCUCCGGAAAAAUGAAAAUGAUGUUUAAGACAGUGGUGGAGUGUUGUGGGUACAUGAGGGACGCUAUUGGGGCCACUCUUGACCGGGAUUUGGACAUCAAAGACAUUUUGAGUCGGUAUACCACCGACGUGAUUGGUUCCUGUGCCUUCGGGAUUGAAUGCAACAGUUUCAAGUACCCAGACGCCGAGUUCAGGAAAAUGGGCAAAAAAGUCUUCUCUUUUGGUUUCUGGCGCUCUUUUUGCUCCUUCUGCAUCAUCUACUUCCCCAAGUUGUCGCACCAUUUGGGAGUACCAACCAACGAGAAAGACGUCCAAAAUUUCUUCACUGGAAUAGUCGCCGAAAGUGUGAAAUUGCGUCAAGAGCAAAAUAUCAAACGCAACGACUUUUUGCAGCUUUUGAUCGACUUGAAGGACCAUUUGAGUUUGGGUGAGAUGGCGGCGCAAGUGUUUUUGUUUUUUGCCGCCGGUUUUGAAAGUAGUUCGACGACUAUGACGUUUGUUUUGUAUGAAUUGGCCAAAAAUGCGGAAGUUCAGGAAAAGUUGAGGAUUGAAAUUCGAAAAAUUUUGGACAAGCAUCAAGGACUCACUUAUGAGGCUAUUAUAGAAAUGAAGUAUUUGCAACAAGUGAUUGAUGAAACUCUGAGGUUGUACCCACCUCUAGCCACCCUAAAUCGGCGCUGUAUCAAAGACUACACCCUCCGCAACACCAAUAUAAAAAUCGAGAAAGGGACGUCGGUUAUAAUACCAUCGCUUGGGCUACACAUGGAUCCGGAGUUUUACCCGGACCCGGAAAUCUUUAACCCGGAGAAUUUUAGUGAGGAGAAUAAGCAGAAGAGACCAAAUUUUGUCCAUUUGCCUUUUGGUGAUGGUCCCAGGAACUGCAUAGGUUUACGUUUUGCCCUAAUGCAGUCCAAAAGUGGCAUUGCAACAGUGAUUAAUCAUUUCAGACUUAGUGUUAGUCCAGCCACCAAACCACUCAAGUUAAAUCCACAUUCCUUCAUUUUGAAUACUUUUGACAAGAUUUAUUUGCGGGCCGAGAAAUUGGCACAACUGAAAUCUAGAAGACCUUUUUGGACGGAAAUACCACAUAUUGAAACUUGCAACAUCAAAGAUGAAUGGCGCAGGCAGUGGUCCAAUCUGAAAAUCUUUAACAAGAACCUGGUAGAAGAUCCAACUCUUGCAGUACCCGGAAUGGAUCAACCUAGAUGGUGCAAUUGCAUCAUUCGCGUCAAAAUGAGUGUUUUUACCGAAUUGUGGCUAGAAAUUUUCCUCCUCUUCACACUUUUUUUCUUAAUUUUGAUCAACUACUUCAAUUACUGUUACCAAUACUGGUCAAAAAAAGGCGUUCCAACAAUCAAACCGCGCUUUCCCUUAGGCAACACCAACAUCAUCCUCCCCCAAGGCCUGUCAAUUGGCACCUUAAGCAAGCACUUCUACGACGAGUUCAAAGCAAAAGGUCACAAAUGCGGGGGUGUCUACCUUGUGACCCAACCAAAUCUGGUGGUGGUGGACCCCGAAUACGUCAAAGACAUCAUGUCGAAAGACUUCCAACAUUUCGUCGAUCGUGGGUUUUACUACAACAAAAAAAACGACGUUUUGAGUGCACAUUUGUUCGCCAUCGAUGGCUCGGAUUGGAGGAACCUCCGGAUUAAACUAACCCCGACUUUCACCUCCGGAAAAAUGAAAAUGAUGUUUGAGUCAGUGGUCGAGUGCUCCAAGCACAUGAUUCAAGCUUUGGGGGAAAAUCCGGGGGUUGAUGUGGAGAUUAAGGAGGUUUUGGGGCGGUUUACCACCGAUGUGAUCGGGACUUGUGCCUUUGGUAUUCAAUGCAAUAGUUUCAAAUACCCGGAUGCUGAGUUCCGGAUGAUGGGCAAAAAAAUUUUUGAGUACGAUUUUUGGAAGUCCAUUAAGGCAUUUUUUUCGAUUAAUACCCCAAAAGUGGCGCUACAAUUGGGCUUAACGUCAACACCAAACCAAGUUAUAGAUUUUUUCACAAAGAUUGUGACAGAUGCGGUAAAAAUGCGUGAAGAAAACAACAUCAAAAGAAACGAUUUUCUUCAAAUUUUAAUUGAUUUGAAGAAUACCACAAGUUUGACAGUUGACGAAAUGUCGGCUCAGGUUUUCCUCUUUUUCGUGGCCGGUUUUGAGACAAGUUCCACGACCAUGACUUUUGCUCUAUACGAACUUGCCAAAAAUGAAGAAAUGCAAACGAAAUUAAGACACGAAAUUUGCCAAAUUUUGGCCAAAAACGACCACCAAAUCACGUAUGAGGCCCUCAAAGAGAUGAAAUAUUUGCAACAAAUUAUUGAUGAAACUUUGCGCAAAUACCCACCUUUACCAACACUAAAUCGUCGAUGUACCAAAGACUACACUCUUCGUGGCACCGAUAUUAUCAUUGAAAAAGGCACUCCGGUCCUAAUUUCGGCUUUGGGGCUACAUAUGGACCCGGAGUUUUACCCGGACCCGGAAAAAUUCGACCCGGAACGGUUCACGGAAGAGAAAAAAAAGGAGAGACACCCAUUUGUGCAUUUGCCUUUUGGUGAUGGGCCCAGAAAUUGCAUUGGGCUGCGUUUUGGGGUCAUGCAAUCAAAAAUUGGAAUUAUCACAAUUAUAAAAAAAUUCAAGUUGACGGUUAGUCCGAAUAUGAAACCAGUGGUGUUUAAUCCUUACGUUUUUUUGUUGAAUAUUAACGACAAGGUUUAUCUGCGAGCUGAGAAAUUGUAGUUUGUAAAAAAAUGAGAAAUAAAUAUUUUGUGUCAAAUGA